Messenger RNA from Dermacentor silvarum, 576 nucleotides. RefSeq lists its product as uncharacterized. Bases 1 to 576 code for a protein of 191 amino acids. The transcript is spliced from 2 exons. Lineage: Eukaryota; Metazoa; Arthropoda; Arachnida; Ixodida; Ixodidae. The record is from RefSeq and is a predicted model, not a curated record.
AUGUGGCCGCCUUUUUGGGAACAGUUCAACCAAGUGAUCUACAACAACGGUGGCCUCACCGACGUCGACAAGUUCACCUAUCUACGCUCAGUCUUGACCGGCGACGCGGCAUUGGCGAUCGCGGGACUUCCAGCAACUGCGAGCUGCUACAGUGAUGCCCUGGACAUUCUAAAGCGGCGCUUUGCUAAGGACGACUUGAUCAUUCAGGAUCACAUGCAGCGCCUCAUCGACUUGCAACCCGUUCGAUCCCCCAAUGACCUUCGUGGCCUUCGAAGCCUCUACGACACUGUGCAGUCCCAGACACGUGCCCUCAAGACUCUCGGGAUAUCGGAAGAUAAUUAUUCUUCAAUGCUCUACCACAUUCUCCUGAAAUCGCUUCCUCACGAUAUUGUCCUCGAUUUCAGCAAGACCAUCACACGCCAGAGUUCCGAGGAAUGGGGAGGAGCUGGAAGCACUGGCGAACAAGCACAGCGCACCCAGCAGCAGAAGUCCAGCCAGUGGGCUUCCUGGAGUCUCUGGGGAAGUGGCGUUGGAGUCCUCACCUGGAUGAGCUGGUUCUGCCUGGUGACUGCCUAA